Pantherophis guttatus is the source of this 6047-nucleotide messenger RNA. NCBI's taxonomy places the organism in Eukaryota, Metazoa, Chordata, Lepidosauria, Squamata, Colubridae. The record is from RefSeq and is a predicted model, not a curated record.
UAGCUAGCUUUGUACAGGCAGACCAUGUGUUUCUCUCCUCCUGGUUGGCUGCACCAAUCCUUUUGUGCGCCGCUGGUUGUGCCCGUUGCCUAGACGAUUGCUUGCUCUCGCUGAGGAUGUCUGGCUCGCGUAGAGAAUUUGACAUGAAGCAGCUUUUAAAGCUCAGAUGGAGGUGGUUUGGGCAGCAGCAGCAGCAGCAGCGGCUCCCUCCUCAUCCUAACGUCGGUCGCGAAGGAGACUUCUGGGACGGAAGAUACCCCGCAGCUGCCGGUGGGAGAAAGUUUCUAAAUGCGAACAGCCUGCCUCCCUCUCUGGCAUCUCUCGGUUCCCAGAGGUCCAAGCCACAGGGUUUGCCCGAUCCCUUUUCUCGGCCAAUGGCAUCCACAUCGGAAGUGCCCACCUUGGAGUUCACCAGGGAGAACAUCCAGAAUCCACAUCUGCUAGAGGUUCCAGAUGCUGAGGAUGGAGCCGUUGAAGAAGAAAAAGUACCAACCCUCGUUCCAUGCAGAACUUCCCAUAGCGGAGAGACUUGCCUGCCGUGUCGUCCGAUGGAGCCUUGCACGUCUGAUGAAUUUUUUCAAGCACUCAACCAUGCAGAGCAAACCUUUAAAAAAAUGGAAAACUACCUGAGGCACAAGCAACUGUGCGAUGUGGUAUUGGUGGCAGGCGAUCGACGGAUUCCAGCACACAGGUUGGUGCUGUCCUCUGUCUCGGAUUAUUUUGCAGCCAUGUUUACCAACGAUGUCCGAGAGGCCAGACAAGAAGAAAUCAAAAUGGAAGGUGUGGAACCCAAUGCGUUAUGGGCGUUGGUGCAGUACGCGUAUACAGGUCGUCUCGAAUUAAAAGAAGAUAACAUCGAAUGCCUGCUGUCCACAGCUUGUAUUCUUCAGCUGUCUCAGGUUGUAGAAGCUUGCUGCAAGUUUUUAAUGAAGCAGCUUCACCCUUCAAAUUGCCUUGGAAUCCGCUCUUUCGCCGAUGCACAGGGUUGCACGGAUUUGCACAAAGUGGCCCACAAUUACACCAUGGAGCACUUCAUGGAAGUCAUUAGAAACCAAGAAUUCCUCCUGUUACCGUCCACUGAAAUUGCAAAGCUGUUAGCUAGUGAUGAUAUGAACAUUCCCAGCGAAGAGACUAUUCUUAAUGCGUUGCUCACUUGGGUGCAACACGAUUCGGAACAACGGAAGAAAGAUCUCAGUAACCUCUUAGCGUACAUCAGACUCCCUUUACUGGCACCACAGUUUCUAGCCGACAUGGAAAACAAUGUACUCUUCAGAGAUGACAUUGAAUGUCAAAAACUCAUCAUGGAAGCGAUGAAGUACCAUUUGUUGCCAGAGAGAAGGCCCAUGUUGCAAAGCCCUCGCACAAAGCCUAGAAAAUCUACUGUGGGCGUCCUGUUUGCGGUGGGAGGCAUGGAUGCUACUAAAGGAGCGACCAGCAUUGAGAAAUACGAUCUCCGAACCAAUAUGUGGACUCCUGUUGCAAAUAUGAACGGGAGAAGGUUACAAUUUGGAGUCGCCGUGUUAGACGAUAAAUUGUACGUCGUCGGAGGUAGAGACGGACUAAAAACACUGAAUACUGUGGAGUGUUAUAACCCCAAGACGAAAACAUGGAGCGUGAUGCCACCCAUGUCAACUCACAGGCAUGGGCUUGGAGUAGCAGUAUUGGAAGGUCCGAUGUACGCUGUGGGAGGACACGAUGGUUGGAGCUACCUGAACACAGUCGAAAGGUGGGAUCCACAGGCCCGUCAGUGGAACUUCGUGGCCAGUAUGUCAACUCCAAGGAGUACAGUGGGUGUAGCAGUACUAAGUGGAAAGCUCUACGCGAUAGGCGGCCGAGAUGGAAGUUCUUGCUUGAAGUCCGUAGAAUGCUUUGACCCGCACACGAACAAGUGGACACCCUGCGCUCAAAUGUCUAAACGAAGGGGGGGCGUGGGAGUAACAACCUGGAAUGGCUUCCUGUAUGCUAUCGGGGGUCACGAUGCACCAGCUUCUAACUUGACAUCAAGGCUGUCCGAUUGUGUAGAAAGAUACGAUCCCAAAACAGAUGUGUGGACUGCUGUGGCAUCCAUGAGCAUCAGCAGGGACGCGGUGGGAGUCUGCCUUCUUGGAGAUAAACUCUAUGCUGUGGGAGGAUAUGACGGACAAGCCUACCUUAAUACAGUCGAAUCGUACGAUCCUCAGAUAAAUGAGUGGACACAGGUUGCACCAUUGUGCCUCGGAAGAGCUGGAGCUUGUGUCGUGACUGUCAAACUUUAGUCGCGAAACCAUUUGCCUCUCCCGUAGACUCUUUGGUGAUUUCACAUCAAAUUCUUAAAAGCGUAAACGCGUCAGGUACUGUGUAUCUCCGCAAGGCAAAGAGACUGACCUUAAAUCUAUUUGUAUAAAGGAUUUUUUUUUAAAACGACCAAUAUUGUGCACUUUUAAAAGAAAACAACUCACGAGUAAUGCAGUUUAUGUACACAUCUGUAUGUCUUGGUAAUGGAAAUACAUUACGGAUAAGAUAGCAUGUUUGAAGUACAGAAACCAGGAGGGGGAAAAAAAAGACACUCCUUUUGAUUGUUCUGGAGGCAGGAAAGGAAAUUUUAUUUAUAAUUGUUUGGCCUCUAGCCACAGCUUUGCAAUUUCCUUUAUGUCCUUUUGCAAGAUGCUUACAGUAGUGGCCAAAAUUGUGCAAACCUUUUGGGAAAAUGAGUGAGAAUGAGCCGAGGUGGUGCAGUGGUUAGAGUGCAGUACUGCAGCUACUUCAGCUGACUGCUAGUUCAGCAGAUCAACGGAUCAAAUCUCACCGGCUCAAGAUUGACUCAAGCCUUCCAUCCUUCCGAGGUGGGUAAAAUGAGGAUCCAGAUUGUUAGGGGGCAAUAUGCUAUUUAGCAUACUGUCUUUGGUGUAAGCCACCCAGAGUCCUCGGAGAGUGGGCGGCAUAGAAAUACGAAUAAUAAAUAAAAAUAAAAGUGUAUUUUCUAAAACUAGCUAAUAACACCACUUUUUUUGGAGUAGUAUCAGUGGUGGGAUUCAAUUUUUUUUACUACCGGUUCGGUGGGCGUGGCUUGGUGGGCGUGGCGUGGUUUGGUGGGUGUGGCAGGAGAAAGGAUACUGCAAAAUCCCCCAUUUCCACUCCACUCCAGGGGAAGGAUAUGGCAAAAUCUCCAUUCCCACCCCACUCCAGGGGAAGGAUACUGCAAAAUCUCCAUUCCUACCCCACUCCAGGGGAAGGAAACUGCAAAAUCUCCAUUCCCACCCCACUCCAGGGGAAGGAUACUGCAAAAUCUCCAUUCCCACCCCACUCCAGCGGAAGGAUACUGCAAAAUCUCCAUUCCCACCCCACUCUAGGGGAAGGAUACUGCAAAAUCUCCAUUCCCACCCCACUCUAGGGGAAGGAUACUGCAAAAUCUCCAUUCCCAUCCCACUCCAGGAGGAAGGAUACUGCAAAAUCUCCAUUCCCACCCCACUCCAGGGGAAGGAUACUGCAAAAUCUCCAUUUCCGUUCCCACUUCAGGGGAAGGAUACUGUAAAAACUCCAUUCCUUCCCCGCCCCACUAAUCUGCUUUCCAGUUCUGUUCUCCUGUGCAGGGCAACAAAAGAAGACCCAGCCAAUCAGCUGAGACUCGAUCAGCUGGGACUCAGGAGGCAGCCAAUAGAUCGGGGGUGGGGCCAGUCAGAGGUGGUAUUUGCCGGUUUUCCGAACUACUCAAAAUUUCCACUACCAAUUCGCCAGAACCGGUGAAAAUUGGCUGAAUACUACCAUAAAAUUAUAUAUCAAUGGAAAGAUAAUUUAAUCAGGAAUAUAAUGCAAUAACUUUUAUGAAGGAUUUGCUAUUAGAAUACCAGUUACAGUAUAAAGAAGAAAAGUGAAACACGUAGAAAAAACGAGAUAUAGUAAAAUGAUCCUCAUGUCAGUUAAUACUUAGUUGGGGUAAACUUUAGCAUGAAUUGCGGCCUUGCAGCGUCUUCCCAUGGAGUGAACCAAGUCUUUGAGUUCUGCAGCUUUUAUAAUAUGAAACCAAGAUUGAAGGAUCUUCUAUUAACUGGGUUUUAUUGCUGGGUCGCUUCUGACUAACAAGUUUCUCUAGUCGGCUCCAUAGAUUUUCAAUUGGGUGAAGGUCUGGGCUAUUCCCAGGCCAUUCCAGCAGUGGAAUAGGAUUCUCUUGAAACUCCCCCCAAAAAAGUGGUGUUAUUAGCCAUCAAACCUCAAAAAUACACUUUUCCCAAAAGGUUUUGACAAGUUUGGCCACUACUGUAUAGUCUUGGUUUGUUCCAAAUGCUUUUUUUAUUGUUUGCUUCUUCUUCUUCUUCUUCUUUUGAACAUGGCACAACAAACCAAAUGUGAAGGAAAUACCAAGUGUACUUCUGAUUUGAGAAAUGCUGUACCUCUGAUGCCUAUGUUGGUAGUUCCUGGCUUACGACCAUCAUUGAGCCCAAGACCUCUGUUGCUAAGCGAGACGUUUGUUCAGUGAGUUACGCCCCAUUUGACGACUCUUCUUGCCGCAGUUGUGAAGUGGGUAACACGGUCUUUAAGGCAAUUGACCUUCCUUGAACCAGUUGCCCAGCGUCUAAAUUUUGAUCACAUGACCGUGGGGAAUGCCGCAAUCGUCAUAAGUGUGAAAAAUGGCCAUAGGUCCAUUUUUCAGCGCCGUUUGUAACUUUCAACGGUCAUUAAAUGAACUGUUUUAAGUCAAUGACAACCUGUAAUUUUUUUCAGAGAUAUUUUGUACUCUUUUUCUCUUUAAACCGAAGCCUUAUUUUAAUUCUUGUCUUACACUCGGAAAUAGGUUAGCGGAGUAUCUUUUUCAAGAGCUUUCCAUCACUGAGUGAGUGUCUUGUUAGGAAGUUUUACGUAGGCUAGAAAUAAUCCUGCAAAUCUUUCCGAACUGGGAUUGUAUUGUCACUUUAUGGAUCAUUUCUUCAAAGAAGUUGCAGUAAAAGAACAGUUAAUGAGGUUGAUUAAAAGUGACUCAGAUUAUUAUUAUUAUUCCAAAACAUUCCAUGAUUGUGGCUAACUUUCCCCAGGUUUUAUAUAGGCAUCGACAGAGUGUUAUUCUAACAAAAAAAAUAAUAAUCGCCUUUGGCACAUUUUCGGAUCUUCAGUUGCAUUCCAAAUCAAAGAUUGAUCGAUUUCCCUAAGAUCAAAUUUCUGUAGCUCAGUUAUUUCAUAGUGUAGCGAUUCCUCUGUGGAAUUUUCUUAAGGUUUAUAUGUUACAUGAUUAGGAAAUAUUUGGAUGUUCCAACCUGCUCUUCGCUUUUUAUAUUUUCUUUUGUGCCUUGUUUAAAAUGCUACAAGGUCCUCGACUUAACGACCACAGUUGAGCCUGUUGCUAAGCAAGAUUGUUAAAUGACUUCUGGUCCAUUUUACCACAUUUUUUGCCACAGUCAUUAUGCACUCCCAUGCAUAAGUGAAUCUGUCUUCCCCAUUUACUUUUCUUCCUCCGUUUGACCCUGGGACGUGUAAAAUGCAUUCCAGUUGCCAGGCCCUCAAAUUUUGGGGAUGUUGCAACUGCCAUAAAUGUGAAAACUGAACAUGAGUUACUUUUUUUUCCCCGAAUUUAAAUUUUUUAUUGGUUUUACCACAACAACACAACACAACACAACAUACAAAACACAAACACAUGAUACAUGUUUCUUUUUUCAUAUCAGUUUCGUUCCUCUUACUUUCUACUAUAUACAUUCCCCAUUUUUCCAUCCUUUAUUAUCAUUAUUUUUAUCGUCCCUUUAUUUUUAAUUUUCUUCAUUUACAAUAUUUUGCACAUUUGUCACCUUCUUCUCUCCAUCGUUUAUUCACAUUUACUUUCCCUGAUCUCGAGCCAAUCAUACCAUUUAGUCCAUACUUGAUAAUAUUCUGUAUCUUCCUUUUCUUUUAUUUCUUUCGUUAAUUUAUCCAUCUCCGCACAGUCCAGGAUUUUCUUAAUUAUUUCUUCCUCUGUUGGGAUCUUUUCACUUUUCCAGGACUGUGCGUAGACUAUCCUUGCCGCUGUAAUUAUAUGCAGAAUCAAAUAUCCAAUUUCUUUACUGUAAGUUCUGUUCAAUAUCCCCAGUAAAAACGGUUUUUUUGAA